GGAGCAGGUAGGAGAUCAAUAUGACUUCCACAGUUGCAGGCUCACGCGAACGGGGGAGAGAUCGCCGGUCUUCACCAGCACACGCAUCUUCACGAGCACACGCAUUACUGUGAGGACGGAGGGAAACGCGCAGGAUGUUUUUUCUUGGAUUUACAUUCAAACCGGACCAGAACAUCAUGUAUAAACGUGAUGCGUUUUGUUGCCCUUUUAAACUCUUAUGAGAUGUUACAAGUGGACGUGGAAGUUUUUUUUCUUUUUUUCUAUGUCUAUCAUGCACGGGACUUAUAAUAUUGCAUCAGUUGUCUUAUCAUUUUUGUCUUAGUUUUUUUUUCUUUUUCGGACUCUGGACACUCAGCAGAUAUAUCUCACCCGGACUUUUAUCUGGAAUUAACAACAGAAGUUUUUGGACAUUACAAUUACACAUCUUCUUUCAAAGGAGUUGCCUGUUUUUAAGAGCUGCAGAAUGUAUUCAGAAAUGCCCGGCAACAUGGCCGUUAACUGGAUUUUGUAUUUUGUUUUUCUGCUGCCACUGUUCGCGGUGGGGACAGCUUUCUCUGGGGUUUUCAAUGCCACAGACAGAGACAUUUUCACAGAUGACUUGCUGCAGGUCAAGCUCACACAAGCCAGGGCGACUGAGCCGUGGAAACUCCUCUCCUCCGAUUCCCAUCCCAACCUGUAUUUUAACCAAGUGGAUGUGUUGCACUUGAGGCAAAGGUCCUCCACCACCCACAGUCACAUAUUUAAAGUCAUCCGGGCCGCUGCCCUCGCCAUGAUGGCGAAUGUUGCCUUUUACAUGCCCCCUGCGAAACAUGCAGAGUUUACAAGCAAGUGGAAUGAGAUUUAUGGCAACAACCUGCCCCCCCUCGCGCUCUACUGCCUGUUGUGCCCAGAGGACUCUUCUGCCCUGCAGUUUCUUAUCAAGUUUAUGGAUCGGAUGGCUGAAUACCCCGACUGGAAGGUGACCAGUGCUCCCAACGACGAGGUCCCCAGUGCGCACUCCCUCACCGGGUUCGCAACAGCUUAUGACUUUAUUUACUCCUACCUGGAUGGGAGGCGGAGGGAUGUUUACCUCGAGAAAAUUCGCUCCGAGACGGAGGAGCUGUUCGACCUCUCAAAGCACAGAGGGUGGGGGAAACAGUACCUCCAAAACCAUCAAACCACCAACAUAUUAGCCGUCCUGAUCGGCGCAAUAGUGGUGGGAUCGCACGACGACCGGGAGUCAAUGCUCUGGAAACAAGUGGCGGUGAACUACAUGGAGAAGACGAUGUUCCUCCUGAACCACGUGGUCGACGGCUCCCUGGACGAGGGGGUCGCCUACGGGAGCUACACGGCCAAGUCCAUCACGCAGUACGUCUUCUUGGCCCAGCGCCACUUCAACAUGGACAACCUGCAGAGCAACUGGCUGCGGGGACACUUCUGGUUCUACUACGCCACCCUGUUGCCGGGCUUCCAGAGGACGGUCGGCAUCGCCGACUCCAACUACAACUGGUUCUACGGGCCGGAGAGCCAGCUGGUUUUCCUCGACGCGUUCGUCAUGAGGAACGGGACGGGCAACUGGCUGGCCCAGCAGAUCAGAAAGCACCGGCCCAAGGACGGCCCCAUGGGGCAGUCGUCUGCCCAGCGCUGGGCGACUCUCCACACGGAAUACGUCUGGUACGACUCCCAGCUGGCGCCGCAGCCCCCCCGCGGCUUCGGCAAGGCAAAGAUGCACGUUUUCUCAAACUGGGGCGUGGUCACGUACGGGGCGGGCCUGCCGAGCGGCCAGGGCAACACUUUCGUCUCCUUCAAGUCCGGCAAGCUGGGCGGCCGGGCCGUCUACGACAUCGUCCACGACGAGCCGUACUCCUGGGUGGAGGGCUGGAACAGCUUUAACCCGGGUCACGAGCACCCCGAUCAGAACUCUUUCACGUUCGCCCCCAACGGGCAGGUGUUUGUGUCCGAGGCGCUUUACGGCCCGAAGCACAGCUACCUGAACAACGUCUUGGUGUUCGGCCCGUCUCCCACCAGCCAGUGCAACGCGCCGUGGGAGGGUCAGCUGGGGGAGUGCGGCAAGUGGCUGCGCUGGGCCGACGCCGGGGUCGGCGACUCCAGAGGGGAGGUGAUCGCCGCCUCCUCGCACGAGGACACCAUGUUCGUGAGCGGGGAAGCGGCGGCGGCUUAUUCCCCCGCCAUGAGACUAAAGAGUGUGUACAGGGCUUUGGUCCUGCUGGACUCGCAGACCCUGCUGGUGCUGGACCACGUGGAGAGGUGGAGCGAUUCGCCCGUGCAGUCCCUCAGUGCGUUUUUCCACAACCUCGACAUUGACUUUAAGUACGUCCCCUUCAGAUUCGCGGACCGAUAUAACGGCGCCAUGAUGGACGUGUGGGACGCUCACUAUAAAAUGUUCUGGUUCGACAGCCAGGGUCACAGCCCUGAUACCAGGAUACAGGAGGCGGAGCAGGCGGCCGAGUUUAAAAAGAGGUGGACUCAGUAUGUCAACGUCACUUUUCCAGUGACGGGCGCAGUCAGCAGAGUCGCUUACGUCCUACACGGCCCGUACGCCAAAGUGUCGGGCUGUAGAUUUGUGGACGAUAGCAAAAAUGGGGUGAGACUGUCUUUAACAAUAAAUAACACAGAGAAGAUAGUGUCCAUUGCGACAAACUAUAAAGACAUAGGAGCGAGGAUGACUUAUUUAGGAUUUGGAGGUCACUGCAAAGUUGAGGAUAGACAUCAAAUCACCCGAUACGGCCUUGGGACUCAACCCAUCCCCAAACCAAUCGACGGUAACAAUCAGCUGUUUGACUUUGGCCUCACAGUGAAUGUAAUAGCCGGGGUCGUCCUCUGUGUGGCCAUUGGAUUUUUGACCGUGCAGAGAAAGUUCUACGUCUGCUUCAGCAGGCUGAUGCGCUACGCCCUCCUCUCGGUGCUCGUCCUGUGGAUAGCCGAGCUGCUGUUUGUGUCCAACAGCUGCGAUCAGCUCCUCUGUGGGGUGAAAUGGAAAGUCGCGGGCGCCAAAAGCGAAGCGAGCAAGCAACUCAGACUCUACGAGCAGCGGAUGCUCCCCCUGCCCACCGUCGUCAUAACAACCCUCCCCGGAUCGGGAUCGGAAAUCCUCGAGCACCUUUUCUGCAACAGCUCGGACUUUGUUUACAUCAGAGUCCCCACCGAGCACGUGGACAUUCCCGAGAGCGAGUUUGAGUUCGACUCCCUGGUCGACGCCUGCGAGUGGACGAGGUCGGACGCCGCGCAGGGGCGCUACAAGAUGCUCCAGGGCUGGCUGCACUCGCUGGUCUACAACACCAAGCUGCACUUGCAGAACAUUCAGCUGGCGGAGGGCAGCAGGGGCCGGCAGCCCCAGAGGGCCGCCGCCGCCUCCGGCGGGGACGGGAGGAGAAAGAUCAGGAGGAGAGAGCCGGCGUCCGAGCUGAAGGGCAAACUGAGGGCGAGCCUGGCCAGAGAUGCGGAGCGCGUGCGGGAGAUGCGGCGGCAUGUCGCGGAGUACCCCAACGCCCGGGUGGUCCUCAACAUGCGGAGCGGCGGCUGGGGCCUCAAGCUGCCUUUCGUCCAGGGUCUGGGCUCCUCCCUGAGGACGAUCCACCUGGUGAGAGACCCUCGGGCGUGGAUUUAUCUCAUGGUCUACAACAGCAAACCCAGCCUCUACUCCCUGAAGAACAUCCCGCAGCACCUUUCCUUGAUCUUCAAGCAGGACGGCGGCGACGGGUGCCGGACCGCGGCGCCGGAGUUCAAAGCGAUCCGGAGGCUGCUGUCCGGCUCAGAGGCGAACCCCGUCCUCGUGCUGGCUCACCUGUGGCUGGCACACGCCGCGGCGUCGCUCAGGGUCAGCGAGAGCCUCCCCGACGAGUGCCGCCUCCGCGUGAGGUUCGAGGACGUGGUCAACUUCCCGCAGGAGAGCGAGAGCGUGCACGCCUUCCUGGGGGUGCCCGUCUCCCCCGCGGCCCUCAACCAGCUCCAGUUCACCACCUCCAGCCUGUACAAUCUGAUGUACGAGGGGGACAUUUCACCAGCCAGCAUCGACGCGUGGAGACGAAACAUGCCGCGGAGGGACGUGAGGCUGAUCGAAGAGGUGUGCGGGGGCGUGAUGGGCAGGCUGGGCUACGCCAGCUAACCUGCUGCUGGUCAGCUGACAUUUACCGUAGCUGCCAACCACUUCUGUAAAGUGUUUUUCAUUUACAUUUUGUAUGGUUUUGCACUGACCUUGAAUCUUGAGAGUUUCUGUCUUUUUCCUGUGUGUGGUGUUGCUUUUGGGUGUAGACAGCAGAUGUUUGUGAGGGAGGAAUAUUUUACAUUAAAAUAGGUGAAAGGGAGCUCAUCCCACCCUUUUUUCCCCCCCCCCCGCAGCCCUUCACACUCACUUGUAGCACUGUUUUUUAUUGAGUGAGGCUUUAGUCCUUUUCUGUCUUACGUGCCGAGGUGAAUCGCAUUUGAGCACAUUUUAUGUUAUUGCAGCUCAGUUUUCCCACCGAAGACUCCUUCACGGUUUGUCGGAGUUAGAGAUUAGAACCGAGAGUUUUGCCGAUCCCUAAUCUGUGAUGUCAAAGAUGUUUGUGUAAAAUCCAUUCUGCUAUUGCUGGCUCAUUAGUAGGUUUUUUGGGG
This is a messenger RNA of Pungitius pungitius (ninespine stickleback), 4593 nucleotides long. Its product is annotated as dermatan-sulfate epimerase-like protein. Gene Ontology annotation, molecular function: chondroitin-glucuronate 5-epimerase activity. The record is from RefSeq and is a predicted model, not a curated record. Lineage: Eukaryota; Metazoa; Chordata; Actinopteri; Perciformes; Gasterosteidae.